Scleropages formosus (Asian bonytongue) is the source of this 2194-nucleotide messenger RNA. It is a transcript of the gene pcyox1l, whose product is annotated as prenylcysteine oxidase 1 like. The transcript is spliced from 6 exons. Gene Ontology annotation, biological process: prenylcysteine catabolic process; prenylated protein catabolic process. The record is from RefSeq and is a predicted model, not a curated record. Gene Ontology annotation, molecular function: prenylcysteine oxidase activity. The coding region runs from base 126 to 1628 and encodes 500 amino acids. NCBI's taxonomy places the organism in Eukaryota, Metazoa, Chordata, Actinopteri, Osteoglossiformes, Osteoglossidae.
UGGUGGAGACGGGUGCAAGCGAGGGACCACGCGCUCGUGCCGUCGCGAAACACCGACGGAGUCCAACGAGAAGUCCCGGUGCACUGAAUAGAUAAAUAUGCGGUGACUCGCACGUCCCCAUCAUUAUGGUGUCGCCUUUAUUCUUGCGAUGUGCUGUCACGUUGGCUUCCGCCUUUUCUGUCCUCGGAGAUUCCGAUUCAGCGCAACUGGAUGGAGUUCCGCCUUCUAAAAUCGCUGUCAUCGGAGCCGGGAUCGGCGGCACCGCCACGGCCCAUUUCCUGCGGCAGCACUUCGGACCCGAGGUGCGCAUCGACGUGUUCGAGAACGGCACGGUGGGGGGCCGGAUCGCCACGGUCACGGUGAACCAGCAGGACUACGAGUCCGGGGGCUCCAUCAUCCACUCGCUCAACCUGCACAUGCAGGACUUCGCGAAGCAGCUCGGUCUGAAGCACCGGAGGAAUGUGGCAGGGAAGACUGCAGUGUUUAACGGGGAAGAGUUCAUACUGGAGGAGACUGACUGGUACCUGCUGGAUCUUUUCCGCUUGUGGUGGCGCUAUGGCAUCAGCUUCAUCCGCCUCCAGAUGUGGGUGGAAGAGAUCAUGGAGAAGUUCAUAAGGAUUUACAAGUACCAAGCCCAUGGCUAUGCCUUCAGCUCUGUGGAGGAGCUCCUGCACUCCCUGGGGGGCACGGGAUUCCUCAACAUGACCCGUCGCUCGCUGUCGGAGUCCUUGCUCGAGCUGGGUGUGUCACAGCGCUUUAUUGAGGAGGUCAUUGCCCCCAUCAUGAGGGUGAAUGGGCAGAACAUCAGCAUCCCUGCCUUUGUGGGUGCCAUGUCACUGGCUGGGGCGCAGGGUAACCUCUGGGCUGUGGAAGGGGGUAACAAGCUGGUUUGUUCUGGUCUGGUGAAACUGGCGAAGGCCAACCUCAUAAAGGCUCACGUCACGACAAUAUCGCCACGCGCAGCAGGGGAGUCAAGUCUAUACCAGCUUGACUUCACGUCACCAGAAGAAAAGGGUUCGGAGCUUUACGACAUUGUGGUGGUGGCCACGCCUCUGCAAGCGGGGGUCAGACCGAGCAUCUCCUUCGAUGGCUUUGAGCCGCCACUGCCCGAGAUCACCGGUACUUACCAGCAGACCGUGGCCUCCAUCGUUCACGGCUACCUUAACUGCUCCUACUUUGGCUUCCCGGACCCAAAGCUCUUCCCCUUUGCCAGUGUGCUAACCACCGACAACCCAGGGCUGUUCUUCAACAGCGCCGCUAGCCUCUGCCCCGUGAACAUCAGCGCCGGGUUCCGCCGAAAGCAGCCGCAAGAGGCCGGCAUCUACAAGGUCUUCUCCCAGAGGCCACUGGGCAAGGCGGAGCUGAAAACGCUAUUCAAGUCCUACUACUCGGUGCAGGUAACAAGCUGGCAGGCGUAUCCCCACUAUGGCAGCACCCAAGGACUUCCCCUGAUUAUCCUACAUGAUAAUCUGUACUACCUCAAUGGCAUAGAGUGGGCUGCCAGCGCAAUGGAGAUGAGCGCGGUGGCAGCCAAGAACAUUGCUCUAUUGGCGUAUCACCGCUGGAACCGUCAGCUGGAGAUGACUGACCAGAAGGACUUGAUGCACAAGAUUAAGACCGAGCUCUGACCCCAAGGCUGAGCUCUUGUCCUAGGGAGCAAGGGAAGGAGCCGGUGCAGAAUCAUUCCCACGAUUGCUCAUGAAAAAGGUUCCUGCUAAGGCCUCUUUAAAGCUCUUUGUGGCUUAUUUUUGUUGGGUUUUUUUUUUUUUUUUUUUUUUUUUUUUGGGGGGGGAAGUCUUCAUGCUGUGUGAUACAUUGCCAUGAAUUCUGACUGUGGAACUGCAUCUCUCUCUUUGAACCGAACAGGAAAUUUUGUUUAUUUGAAGUGGCUUUGAAUUCAAGCUACAAAGUGCAACUAUACUGUAAAACUACAACUAAAAAAACAAAUCAGGGUGAUUCACUGCAAAUACUUCAUUAAAGUGUUUUUGUGGGUCAGAUUCAAUGUUAAGUCAAACAAAAGUGUGAAUUGCAGUGUCACUACCGUUACUGUCAAGGCUAUAAAAAUCAGACCUUUAUCAUUUCUGUUUUUACCUACACUGCUAAUGACAUGAGCUUCUAACAGAAGCCAUGUUGUUAAUUGCAUUUGUUUUCUGUUUAAUAUACAUGGAUUAAGACAGUAAAAAAAAAAAAAAAA